CGCGAGCGUGGUUGUUCUCUACAGAAAAUGGCGUCACCGUUCGUGCUGGCUGUGCAACCGGGGAAAACGCACUUGUUCCGAGCGCUUAAAUUAGAGCGAGAGUUGAUUCGGACUCGCAGCGACUGUCCGCAAAGAUAAAGCAAGUCCGCGGGCCUACUUGGGAGUGAAUAUGGCACUUCAUAACAAAACAACGAAGAGGAGAGGACGCGUAAAGGCGGAAGGGUCACCAGACCUGUGCGCCAAAGCGGCUUCGGGAAGAUGGCACAGCGCCGCAAAGCGCAGCACUUUAUCUGUCGGACGUGCCCUAUAAUCACGCAAAUCCUCCCGAAUGUGUGCCCUUUGUCACUGUUUGGGGACGCGAUUUCAUAUUUUGGUGGGUUUGUGCUCAUAAAGCACCGUAAGUUGGUGGCAACGUCGUCUUUUGUAUCGCCUCUCGCAUCAGCCCGCCUUUACGCCGCACUCACUCCCUGCCUUUUAGGUUCAUAAAAGGGGCCUCUGAGAUGGAGGCUACUAAGAGUGAAGUUCAGGGAAGCCUGACUAGUGACAAAUACUGCCAGACUGAGACACUUCAGGCCUGCUGUUGCCAAACAACAGAAACCCCUCAAGAGCCUUGUGGCAAAAAUCCAGUGCAUCUGAUUGAGCCUGGUGAUCCACCCCUGCUUCAACAACAGCUUCAGACCUCCAAGUCAGGAAUUCAUCAAAUUAUUGAGUGUUUUCGCUCAGGUACAACUCAACUAAAACAAAUGCUGUUGAAGGAAGUUGACACCAUAUUUGAAUGUAAAAUCUGUCGAAGUCUGUUCCGUGGUCUACCAAAUCUGGUCACACACAAGGAGCUUUACUGCUUUUCCAGACAACCUCAGUCAGAUGAUCCCUCACAAGGUGGGCAGAGCCAUGCCAUUAAAGAACUUCUUCAAGCCAUCUAUCCACAGAAAGAGCAAGAAAAACAAACCAUUCAGCUGGAGGCCAUUGAGACCAACCCCAAUGCAGUGUUCCAACAUGUUUCACUAGGGGAAGUUCAGGACAUGCCAGAAUCCCCUGCCCCCACAACUACUGCCCCUACCCCUGUCACUGAGAUUUUGGUACCUGAGAAGAAAAAUCGUCGCAAAUCUAUUUUGGCUCCCAAAAAGGUCCAACCGUCAGAUUUUGAUGAUGAGAUGGAAACUGAACCCGAAGAACAACCUGCUAAAGAAGGUCCGAGCUGUGAAGAGCAAAUGAAGAUUGAGGGGGUAGAAGGGGAGGAAGAGGAAGAGGAGAGUGCAGCCUCAGAAGUAAAGGAAUUAAGGAUCUCUUGUUGCCUCUGCGGAAAAGACUUUGGCUCUAGACGUAGUGUGCGCCGACACUGCCGAAAGAUGCAUUGGCAGAGGAUGGAGGAGCUGCGCAAGUUUACCGAGACACGUACAGUGCCCAUCAGCCUGCUGUCAGUGGUUAAAGACAAGCAUCCUGUUGAACCGCCGCCGUCUCCUGGGAAGAGUUGCCCAGUGUGCAAAAAGUCUUUUGCCACCAAGGCCAAUGUUCGUCGUCACUUUGAUGAGGUCCACCGUGGCUUAAAGCGGGAUUUGAUUACUCCAGACAUUGCCACAAGACCAGGCCAGCCUCUUUUACUUGACACUCAUUCUCCUCCAUCUCCAGCAAAAGUGCCAAGCUCUCCUUUAAAGCAAGAAAAACCACAGUACAACCUGACAAGUUGUCGCUGCAAGCUGUGCAAACGCAAGUACAGCUCCCAACUAAUGCUUAGGCGACAUAUGCGAAUUGUUCAUAAGAUACCCACUCUAGAAAACAGCUCUCAGAAUUCCAAAUCGAAGCAUGAAAGAAGAGAUAAGGUUUAUGUAAAGAAAGAGUCUCUCUCAAAAGCUUCAGAGGAUGAUGGAAAUCACAGUGUGAGUUUUGACUUUAAGAGGAUCUACUGCUGGUUGUGUAAACGCCAGUUUAGUACCAGUUACAACCUAGGCAAGCACAUUGCAGAGCUCCACACUGAUGGAAACGAUAGCAUCUACAUAAAGUUUUACCGCUGCCCCAUCUGCAGAUAUGAGUCACGGCGUAAACGUGAUGUAAUUCGCCAUAUCACAGUGGUGCACAAGAAGUCGUCGAGGUAUCUGGCUAAGGUCAUGCCUGCCUUGGAGAACCAGGCAGUUAAGAAACCAGCUGAUGCUAUCUUGAGCAGCGCAAGCAAGAAAAUAAAUGCAAAGGAAGAUGGCAGUGGGAAGCAUAAAACGCAAGAUCCACCAGCCUCCCCUAGCAGUCGCCAACAAGAUCUUCUAGUAUCUCCCAAAGCAAAGAAACCGGAAUCGCAAACAUCCCCCAACACUCGAAAGCAUUCUGCUUUAACAUCACUUAACACAGGCAAACUUGAGUCUCCGCUUGCACCAAACAGACAAGACAAGAACCUUCAAGCAGCCAAGAAUCCACAUGUCACUCGAAGUCAUAAUGUUAUCAAGGGACCACCCAUCACUAGAAGUCAGGAGACUUGCACUGAGGUUAGGGUAACCAAAAACUUUUCCCUCCAUGCAUGCGAUAUGUGUGGCAGAGCAUUUGCCAAAAAGGUUUACCUUGAGACGCACAGGCGGAGACACAAGACUGCCAUUGCUAGUGGGGACAAAUUACAAGGAAGAAGCACUCGAUCAAAGGCUCUCAUUUGACAUUCUUUCAUUUCUUUCCGAAUACGUUGCACAUUUGCACUGGAUUUAUUUGAUGGGGGUAUCUACAUACAAAAGAAGACAAAGGGAUAUGGACAGACCUGUGGGGAAAAAAAAACGGUGGAUGAAUCAACUUUGCAUAAAGGGGUCAAGAUAAAGAAAGAACACCAAAUACUUUGUUCCAGCUUUUUACUCUGGAGGGCACUGUUGCAAAAGAAAUGGCGUCUACCCUUCAAAUGGAGAAUGAUCUGCAAUUGACUUUGAGUCAGCUUUGACUGGUUACUGGUAUUGACAAAACGUUUAAACAAAGCAAAUUCUCAAAAUGAAUUUUGAAUAAUUUGUAAAUGGAUUAUACCACUAUUUUUUGUAUUCUCUCCGACAGUUUGAAAAUACAUAAAGAAUGUUUCAUAAAUUGAAAAUGGAGUAAGUGUAAAAUACAUGGGAAGUAUAUGCUCUGCGUAUGUACAGCAUGUCUAACUAAUGUUAAAUAUAAGUAGAUAAGUUAUGUAACUGCUUUCCUGCCAUAUGAUCACCUCUCUAAUCAAUUACAGAUUGAAAUGCUGCUAAUUUGUUAGAAAUGUACUUAUAUAUGUUCUGCCCUUUAAGUCAAAGCCUACUUAUUAAGCUGCUCAGGAUGUGUCUUAAUUGAGAGUCUAGAUUUUUUUUAACAGCUUAAACUUUGUGUUUGUCUUGAAGAAAAGGUUGCAACUGUGACUAAAAUAAAUUAGAAUACUACUGUAUUUGUUCAGUUAGGUAGCCUACUAAUAACUUAAUCUAUUGAGAUAAUUUUGCUUUAGUACAUGGCUCUCAUCGUUGCUUUCAAGUAUACAUAGUUAUAAAGAAGCUUUUAAGCAAGUUAAUUGCAAGUAUGAUUUAUUUUAGUUGGGGUGCAUGCAGAAUGCUUUAAUCCCUUGUUUAUUAAUCGUUACAUAUAGGGCUUUCUGAAUGCCAAACAUUAGAUACAUUCUGAUGCUGUGCACUCCUUUUCAUUUGCAAAAUUCUGAUAUAUUCUUGCUUGCAUCGUUUUUUUUCAAAUAAAAAUAAUAC
This is a messenger RNA of Danio aesculapii, 3680 nucleotides long. RefSeq names its product zinc finger protein 800a (gene znf800a). The transcript has 6 exons. Bases 501 to 2636 code for a protein of 711 amino acids. The record is from RefSeq and is a predicted model, not a curated record. Lineage: Eukaryota; Metazoa; Chordata; Actinopteri; Cypriniformes; Danionidae.